This is a messenger RNA of Ceratitis capitata (Mediterranean fruit fly), 3089 nucleotides long. RefSeq lists its product as hypothetical. Bases 922 to 2826 code for a protein of 634 amino acids. NCBI's taxonomy places the organism in Eukaryota, Metazoa, Arthropoda, Insecta, Diptera, Tephritidae. The record is from RefSeq and is a predicted model, not a curated record. The transcript is spliced from 7 exons.
CGUUCAUUUAUUGUGCGCGUUAGCUUUUGCGUCUGCCUUUUCGUUUCACCAUUUGAAAAAUGCGCGUUACAUUCGUACGUAUUGUGAGUUUUUAAUUUUGUGCUUAACUUCUUGCGAAUAUUUCAUAGCUUCAGACAUUUCAGUUACUUCCGUUCGUUCGUAAACACAGUUGCAGUUCGCUUGCCGCUUUCGAUACAACGGUCUGCGGUUCGGGCGCGUAUUCAACGUACGAGUAUUUUUCUUAAUUUAUUGGUUUGAAAUAAAACUGUGUCUGAAGCGCGUAUACCUUAUAUGUUAUUUAAGGUUUGCCAAUAAAAGUGUCGUAAAAUGUUUUAAUCGAUUAGUACCGAUUACUAGAUAAGUGAACAAUUGAGAAAUCAAUUAAAAUAAUACGAUUUUUUAUCCUUCCAACUCUUCAAAAAUGAAAAAAUAAAUAAACUAUUGUAUAGUAUUUUGAAACAGUUUUGAAAACUGAGUACGGAUUUUAUCCGUAUUUUUAAUUAUUGAUCGAUAGUCCACGAAACCGCAAAAGCUACAAAAGCAUCUCCAUUGAGCCACUGCUGCCAGCGAAGCGCAACAACGACAAGCAGCUAGUGCCUUUAGAGUCUAGACGAAAAGAACGAGCUAAUCGGCAGUUUUGAAAAACUCGAGCCGUUAUUGUUUGUAAGACAUGGGAAUAAAGUAGGAGGCCAACAGAAACAGAAGAUAAUUUAAGAAUAACGUUAACCGCACUGAAUAUAGAGACAUUAGCAGCAACAGCAACAGCAACACUUGCACUCAACCACAACAUCUGACUCCGAAGCUGAAGCGUUGAUAAUUACUUCCAUACCAUAAAACACAAGUGACAAAACAGUUGUUUUCCCUUUUUACCUUAUUACUUGAUUAGUGGUGCAUUUAUAAAGAGAAUAAGAAGAAGCACAAAUGCUCUUGCAACGGUCGCGAAUAUCAAACAUCGUGUUGCAGGUGUUGUCAUUGCUGUUCAUGUGUCACGCUGCCUGGGCAAACAGAACAACAAAUGCGUCAGCUGCCGCAUCCCCAACACCGAUGCCGUUGUUGGUUGCACCGCUGGUUUCAUCAUCGGAAGCUACACUUCUAACUACGCAGCGUCUAUUUCCGACAACCACGUCAACUACGACUUCAAGGCGGCAGCCUGACGGCCGGCGCUAUGAUGACGAAGUGGCAGAUGUGGAGUCGGUAAAGUCGCACUCCAACGCUGCUACCGCCACGAACGGCGGGAGUAAAAUUGGCCGCAAUAUUGGUAAUUUGCCAAAGAAACGUUAUAAAGUUGUGGCCAUACACACGAAUUGUACGCGCGAUCUCUUCACAAUGCGCAUAGAUUUGAAUCGCGACUUCCGCGGCCUUGUCUACGCCAAGGACUUUCCGUUGGAGUGCAGCGCACGUGGUAGCGCCCAUCAAAAUGUUACAUUGCGCUUACCCACGUCCGGUUGUGGUGUGCGUGUUGAGCCGCGUGCGGAUGGCGUGAUGGAGCUUUCGGUGCGAGUUAUGCUGCAAAUGGAACAAAAGCUGCGCCAGAGUUCGGACAUAUUGCGCACGGUGCGUUGUAAGCUGCCGCCCAAAGCCAUGGGCAUGAUAGUUGGUCCAUUUGUGGGCAUGUCGGCGGGUAAAAGAGCGAGAAUAAAAACCGAACAGCAGCGGAAAGUGGCACAGAACUAUAGAAACGGACGCAUGCGUGCACUCGGCGCUUCGCAUAAAAAUAACGUCGCAUUUGACGAUGAAGAUUCCUCUGACGCACCGCAAGCAGAUACAUCGCAAGAGCAGCAGACGAAUGAAGUGGUGGCAGACAAGCAACAACAGAAAGCCACCGAAACCGCCAAAAUAGUCGAAUCAACAGUUACGGUAGCACCUAAAAGCGACAGCAUAAGCGAUGAUGGUGAAGGCAAUGGUAAAGAGGUUGGAGGCGGCAGCGCUUCAAACACCACCACAACCAGCAACAGCAACACCACACCACGCGUGCGCAUUUGGCUAGAGCUGGGUGGCCUUGAUGGUUCCGGUGCAGUUGAGGUGGGCCAAGCUACAACACUAACUGUGCGCGCUAUUGUGCCUGGGACGAUGGGUGUGCGGGUGGUGGACUGUGCUGCACUCGAUGGGCUGGGUGAAUCGAAACAGCAGUUGUUGGACGAACGCGGUUGUACAAUAGACGAACAGGUCAUGCCACCGUUGAGUAAGCACUUCAAGCCGGUGGACGAGGGCUGGUCCAAGCAGCAACCGGACGACUUGAUGGAGAAAACAUUCACGGCCACAUUUCCAGCCUUCAAAUUCCCCGAUCGUGAGCGCUUGCAUGUGAGCUGUGGCGUGCAACUCUGCAAGACCAAAUGUCCGAAUGUGAAUUGUCGCAGCUCGGAACCGUUACUGCUGAGCGCUGACAAACACUUGGCGCGCAUUGAAGUCUUUAAUUCGCUGGCGGUGACGGCGCCGCAAAUUGAGGUGGAUCGCUUGCGUUACGAUCGGCGUUACAACAUGAGCGUCGAAGAAUAUCCCCCACACAUACGUCACAUUCACAGCGACGGCACGCUCUGUCUUUCUGUGUCUAAGUUAGCCAUCUCGUUCUGUGUGCUGGGUCUCAUCUUUCUGGUGGCAGUUAUUGUGGCAAUUUAUUCUCUUAUACGUGCGCGUCGUCGUACCACCGGAGGCAGCACCUGUGCAUUGACGCCGCCCAGCAGCGGUACGGGCCAUAUUGGCCAGCGUGCAGAGCUUUGCACAUCGAUGUUUUCUUCGAGCAGCGAAUCAGCGCAAUCAGCGCGCUUUGGCAGCAAACUGCUUAUGCCCUACUAUCCGAAUACGCUGCCCUAUGGCAGAGUCUAUUGAGCAGUCGAAUUCGAAUCAGCACUUAUUUUAUAUUAAAUAUGUUUUAAAUCUUAAAAAUUACCUUUUAAGCUUCAUACUCAUUUCAUUUAAUAUCUAAAGACUGAUUUUAUAAAUAGUUUACUUUUUUGACGAAGGCAUUGGAAAAACAGAGAAACAAAUAUUUUUUCUCCCAGAACGAACGCAAUAUACCCCAAUACUUAUUUUUUGAAUUUUAAGCUUAAUUAACACAUUUUUAUGUGUUUUUUUUUCAUAUGUAAGUUAUU